CGGGUCAUCUGGCGCUGGAUCGUCUGGCUCGACAGUGGGCAUCGGGUCACCAGGCAUGACAGCGGGCACUGGGUCAUCAGGCAUUGGAUCGUCUGGCUCGACAGCGGGGGCAUCGGGUCACCAGGCAUGACAGCGGGCACUGGGUCAUCAGGCAUUGGAUCGUCUGGCUCGACAGCGGGCAUCGGGUCACCAGGUAUGACAGCGGGCACCGGGUCAUCAGGUAUUGGAUCGUCUGGCUCGACAGCGGGCAUCGGGUCACAGGUAUGACAGCGGGCACUGGGUCAUCAGGCGUGAUAGGAUCAUCAGGCUGGAUCA
Molecule: messenger RNA, 315 nt
Organism: Staurois parvus
Lineage: Eukaryota; Metazoa; Chordata; Amphibia; Anura; Ranidae
Source: the annotation of a GenBank genome assembly